AUGCCGCGAAAACGCAAAAACAACAGUACCCAAUCCUCGCCAAAGAAGAAAGCAGCUUCUUCAGCUGCUCUAGUGACGACACAGCAAAGCACUUAUACCCCAGCUCCAGCUCCGGCCCCUGAAAUCUACACGAUCCGCGUGGCCCACCCAUCUCUGGAUUAUGACUACUGUUUUGACGGCCUAAAGGACGGCCACCCAAUCUGGCGAGAUUUCUGCGAACUGGCAGUUACUCUUACCGCAGCAGCCUAUGAGCACCGAGGUAAUAGCACCAUGGCGGACAUACAGGCACUUUGGAACCAGUCCGCAUCAGGAACCGAUGUCCCUCCGAUAAAACUGGAAGUCAAGACUGCAGACGCAGUCGCACAAACAGUAAUACCUACACCAGAAGCACCUUCGCCGCCAGAGCAGCAUGUUGUGGACACGGCAAAUAGACCCCCUCAAACCACAGAGGAGACCCCGCUAUCACCCCCCACGGCAGAACAGAGACCCAAGACCUACGCACAGGCAGCCACGACCAGGGGCCCAGCACCCCCAAAACCGAGAUCAAAACCAAAGAACCGAACCGAUCUGCGAACCGAUUCGCGAACAACAUCAAGGGAUACCAACCCAACACCAGCAUCACUGCAGCGAUUCACCCUGAUAAUGGAGACACAGGUGGGGGAGGACUUCAACCCGGUCACAAUUCGAGAUAACCUCAACAAACACCUCCCUUUCCCUGAAGUUGUCGGAGUUGCUCGGUCCAGACAGGGUAACUUAGUGGUGACCUGCAGAAGCACAGUGGAGGCGGUUCUUAAAUGCCAGCACCUUUGGAUGCCAGGACUGCCACCAGUCAAACGGGUCCAGGAUGAAGACAGAUGGGCCAGACGAAUCUUGUAUCUCAAGCAGCCAGUGGCUGCUAGCACUUUGGAACAGGAGAUCAGAGACUACAAUUCAGCCAAGCUUGCCGCCGCCCCUGGGUUUAUCGGAACUUCCACGGUCAUCUUGUUCUUUGCAGAUGACAGGGAAGCGCCAAGGGAGCUCUACUUGCUGGGCACUCGCUUUAGCCUAGCUAGGUACAAGCCCAAGCCAAGGUCAACCCGGCAUGGAGUUCUAUAG
Arthroderma uncinatum is the source of this 1095-nucleotide messenger RNA. RefSeq lists its product as uncharacterized. NCBI's taxonomy places the organism in Eukaryota, Fungi, Ascomycota, Eurotiomycetes, Onygenales, Arthrodermataceae. The record is from RefSeq and is a predicted model, not a curated record. Bases 1 to 1095 code for a protein of 364 amino acids. The transcript has a single exon.